UCCGCCUCUGUUUUUUUUUUUUUCACGAUUUUCUUCUUCUCCAUCCUUCUUUCACGGCUUCACAUCGACGACGGAAGUAUCUCAGGUCUCACAUCGACGGAACGGAAGUGUCACUGAGACCAGUUCUCACAUCGAAUAAUUCGUCUCUGCUUCAUCUCUGUUUGGUGAGAGUUGUUGUGCAGUUGUCUUAAUCCAUUUAACUUCACAGAAUAAAUGCGAUAGUUCACGCCAUGAGUAAAUACGAGCGAAAGAACUCGACGGGGAACUCAAUCACCGUCACCAAGCGGAAGCGAUGUUCGAUUUCGAAAUCGUCGUAUAGACAUGAGUCAAUAACCCUAAAACCUCACCGUCCUCUUGCGCCGGGAUCAAGCCGGCGUAGUUGUAAACCAGUUAGGCCUACCAAAUCUUCUCGGCGGCGGCGAAAGAGAACAAAGGAGAUAAUCUCGAGUUCCGGUGAGCGCGAAUGGGUGUUUUCCGCUACCAAUUUUGAAAAUCUCCAAGAUAAAGUAGUUUUAGUUUCGUACAAUCUACUUGGUGUUGACAAUGCGUCCAACCACAUGGACUUGUAUUACAACGUUCCCCCGAAGCACUUAGAGUGGAGUAGACGGAAACAUCUCAUCUGCAAGGAGAUUAGUCGCUAUAAUGCAAGCAUCUUAUGUCUUCAGGAGGUUGACCGUUUUGAUGAUCUCGAUGGUAUUCUUAAAAAUAGGGGAUUUCAAGGUGUUCACAAGAGUCGGACUGGAGAAGCGAGUGAUGGUUGUGCUAUAUUCUGGAAAGAGAAAUUAUUUAAACUUCUAGACUAUCAACAUAUAGAGUUUGAUAGAUUUGACAUGCGAAACAAUGUUGCUCAACUUUGUGUUUUAGAGAUGAACCAUAAAGACCCAAAGUCUAAAUUAAGUAUACGACCUUCAGAUCCUCGACGGCUUGUAGUUGGGAAUAUACAUGUCUUGUUCAAUCCUAAGCGUGGGGAUAUCAAGCUAGGCCAAGUAAGACUAUUUCUGGAGAAGGCUUACAAGUUAUCACAAGAAUGGGGAAAUAUUCCAGUGGCGAUUGCUGGUGAUCUGAAUAGCACUCCACAGAGUGCAAUCUACGAUUUCAUAGCUUCAGCUGAUUUGGAUACACAAUUACACGAUCGCAGGCAAAUUUCUGGUCAGUCUGAAGUGGAACCAAAGAAGAGGUCAUUUAGAAAACGGUAUGCAGUUAGUGCUGCAGUAUCCGCAUCCGGAUCACUACCCAAUGCAUGGAGCAAGGAAGAACUACAGUUUGCAACUGGUGGUCAAGCAAGCACUCAUGUCCAACAUCAACUGAAGCUUCAUAGCGCAUAUAGUGGAGUUCCUGGUACUCAUAGAACGAGAGAUCAACGCGGUGAACCAUUGGCAACAACAUAUCAUUCCAGGUUCCUGGGAACAGUUGAUUAUAUAUGGCACACAAAGGAACUUGUUCCUGUCAGGGUUCUUGAAACCUUGCCAACUGAUGUUUUGACAAGAACAUGCCGACUACCAAGUGAGAAAUGGGGAAGCGACCAUCUUGCUAUCGCAUGUGAACUCGGCUUUGUCAAUGACUGACGAGGAGACUAAAGGGUUUAGCACCAAACAUUUGGACCUAGUCACCUAUCUUGGCCAUUUGAGGCUUUUGAAUGCUAAAGGAGGCCUGUGAACCAGAGCUUUGAAGUAGAUUCAGUAAUAUUUGUAACUACGCAAAUUUUAGGCAAAGCACCCAACACAUAGAGUUGCUUACUUGAAACUGUUUCCAAUAUUUACUGUACCAACACACAAUUUGAUGGGUAAAGUACCUACCCACGAAUUGUACCUACUCUUUCUGGUUUAAAAAAAGUUAAUACCAAAAUCGUAUGUUUUCGGA
Messenger RNA from Camelina sativa (false flax), 1860 nucleotides. Its product is annotated as carbon catabolite repressor protein 4 homolog 5. The record is from RefSeq and is a predicted model, not a curated record. Gene Ontology annotation, molecular function: 3'-5'-RNA exonuclease activity. Lineage: Eukaryota; Viridiplantae; Streptophyta; Magnoliopsida; Brassicales; Brassicaceae.